AUGAGACAAUCGCAGACGGAACACCGGCAUCGGCACAACCUACAAAUCGUUGAUGUGACGUUCAAUUCCGACAAGUGUGGGGCAACAGAGACGACUUCUGCCUCGAAUCAACCACAUGGAUGGACCUGGAACAAAACUCACAAGGCUGUCAAUAGAGAUACAUCGGAUUCUGACUCCAGUCAGAUCUUCUCGCCGCAUGCCGAGUCCGCUGCUGUCAGGAUGGAGCCCUCGAGCCAACGGCAUCCCGGAUCAAGAGGACUUGACCAAGUGGAAUUUGUAGCACCAGAAGGUUAUGUCCAGCUUUCACCACCUCACUCUCGCAUACCUAGUGCCCUCUUAACAAGUGAAGUGGACGGUGCCCUGGGUAGGUCAUCGAGCAAAGAGGGCGGUUCCAACUUUUACGGUCCCAGCGAAGCUGACGCGAGCCGCUCCGCAGUUCAGGCGCAAGAUGGAGGCUCAGUGUUCUCAAAUGCAGAUGCGGUGGGGGCCUAUCCUGAGUUGACCUCAACGCCCGCCUCGAGACUCUCACUGGACCACAACAGCAUUCACGGAGACCAGUGCCAUUCUGGGUUUACUGCUGCGGGAUUGGAAGCACUGGAUUAUCUGACGUCGUACCCGACAAACGCAGGCCCGCUGCCGUCCACAGCAAAUCAGGACGGGACUCAUCCAUGGGUCUCACAUGCCGGCGACGCUCGUAUACAAGCCUCUUUACCUAUUGAUCAAAUCAUGAUCGAUUCGCCUGACGUUUACGCUAUGUACUAUCCCGAUCCCGUAUAUCAAGAGUUACACGGGCUUCUUCACAGCCACAUCUUGGAAACCGCCAGGAACACGGGAUUCACGCGGCAAGGAACUCCAAACCCCCCUGCUCGAGAGACUUCGCCGACCCGGCAGAGUUCUCCCCCGCUCUCAGAUAGAGACCGGGAAGCUGGGCCCAUGCAAUGCUCUGAAAUGUCAAAUGUCUCCCCGAAGGGCACUAGGAUGACUGUAAGGAGGGAGCUGGAACUUUGGCAAAAUUAUCUUGACGAAGUCGCCGUAUGGCUUGAUAUGUUUGACAACCAGCGUCAUUUUCAGCAUACGUUGCCGAUGAUGGCGAAAACAGCUAGUCAUCUCCGCUACUCAAUCUUGGCUCUCUCAGCGCGCCAAAUGGAGAGGAGAGACCCGAAUAAACCGUAUACCGAGAGCCUUGGUCUCUACCAAGAAGCUAUUCAGCUUAUAGUACGGGAUCUUGCGUCCAUGGACACCGCUGUUAUCGCUUCUUGCGUGCUCUUGUGUGUCCUCGAGAUGAUGAGCUCUUCACCAAAAGACUGGAAACGUCACCUUGAUGGUUCUGCAAUGCUCCUGGAGGCGGCAGGCGUCAAUGGUGUUGUUGGCGGCAUGAGACAAGCACUAUUCUGGUGCUUCGCGAGAAUGGAUGUAUGGGGAGGCUUCCUCUCAGACACUUUCACAAAAAUUCCGACGAAUCGCUGGUUCCUGCCAAGCGGGCCGAUGUCUACGGCUGUAACGCGGUUCAAGAUGGAAUCCAAAGGGUUUGACAGUUACGCCAACUACGCAGUAUUCCUCUGCGCAAGCGUUCUCAAUGUAAUCUCAGGUCAAAGUGGCUCAUCCGCUGAGCAAGGUGAGAAUAACUCAGAGCGAACGGGCUCAUACUCCGCUCGAUGGCGGGCUUUAUAUGAGCUUCUGCAGGACUGGUAUACGAGCCGACCAGAGGAGAUGAAACCUUUAAUGACACAACCCGCCGCGGUUGACGAUCACUGGAACCCGUUUCCGAUAGUUUUGUACGGAAACCUGCCAGCAAUCAACGGUAACCAGCUCUACCACACAUCUGCGCUUCUAAUGCUUCAAGCAAAGCCGAAGGACGUUCGAUUGAGCAAAAACCAUAAAUCUAUCUUGUGGCAUGCUCGCCAGAUCUGCGGUAUCUCCGCCUCAAACUUCAACCACGGGCCUUGGAUCAAUGCCCUCCAGCCACUUUGGAUUGCUGGAAAAGUCAUGUCACACCCGUCCGAACACAGAAAGAUCCUCGAGAUCCUGGCGCGCAUCGAAGCAGAAACAGGAUGGGCAACAUCAUGGCGUGCGGAAGACCUCAAAGAGUACUGGGGAGACAUGGACGGAUGA
Messenger RNA from Coniosporium apollinis CBS 100218, 2112 nucleotides. RefSeq lists its product as uncharacterized. Gene Ontology annotation, cellular component: nucleus. Gene Ontology annotation, biological process: positive regulation of transcription by RNA polymerase II. Lineage: Eukaryota; Fungi; Ascomycota; Dothideomycetes. Bases 1 to 2112 code for a protein of 703 amino acids. The record is from RefSeq and is a predicted model, not a curated record. Gene Ontology annotation, molecular function: DNA-binding transcription factor activity; transcription cis-regulatory region binding. The transcript has 8 exons.